AUGGCUUCCUCCACAGUCCCAUUGAUCAUCCACGGCGAGGAUAUCGUCCUGCCCUCCGGCGAACGACACGGGACUAUCGCUGCACAAUCUCCCCACGGCCCAAAAACCUUCCAAGGCGCGACGAAAGACCUUGCGGUUCAAGCCGUAGAGACUUGCGCCCGCGCAUUCCCAUCGUGGAGCAAGACAUCGCCCGCAAAGCGACGAGAACUCCUACUCAAAGUAGCCGACCUCGUUCGCCAAAGACGCGAGGAGAUCCAGCAGAUUGUCGAAGAGGAAACUCACUGCGGCCAGUUCUGGGCGCAGAUCACCACCCAGGCCGGUGCCGACUUGAUCGAGGAGACGGCGGCGCUGAUCAACAGUGCCCGGACGGGAAGUAUCCCGCCAACCGAGGGCGAUUCGUACGGAUUGGUUUUCAAGGAGCCGCUCGGCGUGAUUCUAGGUAUUGCGCCGUGGAAUGCACCCGUGACUCUAGGGUUAAGGGCUGUGGUGGCGCCCAUCGCGGCGGGUAAUGUGGCCGUGUUCAAGGGCUCUGAACUCAGCCCGCGCACGCAUUACCUGCUUGCGUCGCUGUUCCGCGACGCUGGAUUCCCGCCUGGGGUGGUGAAUUUUGUGCUGCACAAGCCGGACGAUGCGGCGGAGGUCUUCGAGGUCAUGAUCAGCCAUCCUGCCGUGAAGAAGUGUAAUUUCACCGGCUCGACGGAGGUCGGACGCAUUAUCGGCUCGAAGGCUGCGUAUGCUCUGAAGCUGGUGCUGCUGGAGCUGGGCGGCAAGAACUAUGCGCUGGUGCUGGACGAUGCGGAUCUCGACCACGCGGCGCAGCAGAUUGUUCUGGGUGCUUUUCUGAAUAACGGACAAAUCUGCAUGUCGACGGACUUGGUCAUUGCGUCGAAGGCUAUCAGCUCCAACUUGGAAAGCAAGAUCCUCGCUCUUGUCAAGGGAAUCCAGGACGACCACAUGGUGAUCUCCAAGGUGGCCAAGAACAAACUCAACAGACUUGUUGCCGACGCACAGAGCAAAGGCGCCUCGGUCCACAGCGCAGCCACUUCCUCCGAUCUCAACAACUUCCCUGCCACCUUCAUCACCGGUCUCACGAGGGAGAUGGACUUCUACCGCACCGAGUCGUUCGGACCGGUGAUGGGAAUGGUUGUGGUGGACAGCGAGCAGGGCAUUGCAGAGGUCAUCAAGGAUUUCUCAUACGGACUAUCCUCGGCCAUCUUCACACGGAAUCACUACAAUGCGCUCCAGCUGGCCGAGUCGAUCAGUGCCGGAGCGGUGCAUAUCAACUCCAUGACGGUGCAUGAUGAAGCGACUCUGCCUCACGGCGGCCAUGGACACAGCGGAUGGGGUCGGUUCGGGGCUGGCUGGGGGUUGGAGGAGUUUGUGCAGACGAAGACUGUUACUCUUAAGCCUUAG
This is a messenger RNA of Aspergillus clavatus NRRL 1, 1413 nucleotides long. RefSeq names its product putative aldehyde dehydrogenase. Gene Ontology annotation, molecular function: succinate-semialdehyde dehydrogenase (NAD+) activity. The transcript is spliced from 4 exons. The record is from RefSeq and is a predicted model, not a curated record. The coding region runs from base 1 to 1413 and encodes 470 amino acids. NCBI's taxonomy places the organism in Eukaryota, Fungi, Ascomycota, Eurotiomycetes, Eurotiales, Aspergillaceae.